Molecule: messenger RNA, 4861 nt
Organism: Spirometra erinaceieuropaei
Lineage: Eukaryota; Metazoa; Platyhelminthes; Cestoda; Diphyllobothriidea; Diphyllobothriidae
Source: the annotation of a GenBank genome assembly
AUGGCGACUAAGACGUCAAAAACCAUCAGUUCUGAUUGUGGAGAUGACUCAUUGGGUGAGUUGUUUAGUCACAUUGUAUGCACUUAUGUUGCCUCAAUUCAUUUCCAAUCAUGCCUUCUAAAUUACCCUGUGUUAUUUGUUUACAGGUAUGUUCUAUAAUGAUCGCCUUCCAUCAGAGUUGAUUUUCUCUCAACUUUCCGGCUGCCAAUGCACAGGUCCCUCCUGUAACCCUGAUCAAUGCGAUUGCGUGAAGCGCCGUAACGGGAGCGUAUUUGACAGCUCCUUUCGACUCUCCUGCCUUUUGGAUUACAAGAACAGUCAACAACUCCAACCGGUCUUCGAGUGCAAUAGUUGUUGUGCUUGUCAGCCUACCUGUUCUAAUCGGCUGGUUCAGCACUUUGUUGGGCGCUUUCCGGCAUUGAAAGUCGUUAAUACAGGAAAUGCUGACAAGGGCCUGGGUGUCAUAUGCGAGAAGGAUCUUUCACCUGGUCAGUUUGUCUGCGUCUACAUGGGAGAAUAUAUUCUGCCGUCGGAUGCCGGCCGGGUUUCUCGAGACCAGAUUCGCUCUCUGGGCCACACAUACGUUCUGUGUGUUCGAGAAUUCGCAGGCCAGUCCCGGCUAGUAAGCGAGACAGUAGUCGACGGUGCUGCGGAGGCAUUUUGCCCGAUCUGCCCAUAUCUAGUUUCAUAAAUCACUCUUGUCAGCCAAAUAUGACCGUUAUCCCUGUACGCGUGGAUUCCAUGCUACCAUUUCUAGCAUUUUUUGCCAAUCAGCAUAUCACGGCAGGCGUUGAAUUAACGUACGAUUACGGAGAGUACUCGGCGUCUCCAGGCUGCCUUUCAAAGAAACCCUGUCAGUUUGGCGAAUUGACGUGUCGUGGGUUCUUGCCCUGUGCUGAAUGAACUUUAUGUGAUCGCUUAAAUCUUCAUUCCCAGUGAUGUUGGUCAGCGCAUGAGAGGUAAGGACUGCGAUCGCCAACGGGUUUUAAAAGCUCGGCCCGAAAUGAGGGUCGGCUGAGAUGUGUCCGCGGGAUCCGGGAUUAUCUAUCCCUUUGAACCUCUGUUCUCUGAUCCUAUGUGUCCUUCUUACGCAUUUACUGUUUACUCUGCAUAUACGUUAUGUUGUUGGUGUACGCAUUUGUGGUGUAAUGCAAGCAUUUCAUGGAGAUUAAUGUUUUGAUUGCUGUUCAAGUUCAGUGUUUGUACGUUUUCGAUUAUUCAUCUUCAGGCCUGUACAGUAAUUUAGCAAAAUUAAGAGAUCCAGGUUGAUACUCUGAGGAAAAUGAACUGUUCACCGGAUCGAAAGACCUGUUCAUCUGACGUUUCGAAGAGCUGGGGCGGCUCUCAAUUAUCAAAGUGUCUAGUGAAAAAUCGAUCAGAAAUUUUGAAUGGACAACCGGAUUAGUUGGCCUUGGGCUGGUCGAUUUUCAUCUUUUGCUGCCUUGGCCUGCUGGCCGUCGCCUGGGAGUGUUGGUGGCCUCCUGUAUUGUGUGUCGUCACCUCAAUUGGGGUUAGUUGCGUUUGCGUCUCCCUUUUGGGUGAAUUGGUCGACAGGCCGUGUUUGCUCGGUAGUCUUGGGCUCCGCAUGACUGUCUUGUCUUCGUCACGGCGUAUGUAGUGACGUAGGAAUUUAUAGGCCGAAGGAAGGUCUAGAUGCCUGUUGAUGGAGUUGGCAUCUGAGUGCGAAGCCUUAAGUGUGAGACGCUCUGUCCUUGAGGUGCCCCUGCCUAAGACGGCUGCUCCAUGAAAAUAAAAACUGUGACCAGUUUCCCCUAUGUGAGCCGAAAGCUGUAAGCUUGGGUCUGGUCUCCGAGUUGCCAGUUUGUGCUCAUGUAGGCGGAUCUGCAAUUCCCGUCCGGUUUCCCCAACGUAGUUGCAGUCUCCAUCGUUACAAGGUAUUUGAUAGACAACUGCUGAGGUUUCAGUGGAUGGCAGUAUGUCUUUGGGUUGCAUCAAACGGUGACGAAUUGUUGCCUGGGGUCAAUGCGCAAUGCCUACCGUGGCGGGUUGUGACAAUCGUGAGGCCGCCACGGAGACUCCCUUAAUGUAAGGAAUAGCCCUCCAGACUUCGGGUUGUUCUUCUUGUGGCCGUCGUCUGUUGACUCGGCGCUUGCUUUACCUGAUGAAGUAGCCUGGGUAUCCAUUGGUUCGAAAGAGGUCAUGAAGGUAUUGUCGUUCAACUCUUUUGUCGGCUGGUGUGCUGCAGUGUGUUUCAACUCUUUGGAAUAGAGUACGGACACGGCUGCGUUUGUGAGACAGGGGGGGAUUGCUGUUGAAGUUUAGUAUUUGUCUUGUGUUGGUGGCUUUUCUGAAAACGGUAGUUUGCAAUUGCCCAGUUGCAAACCGACGCACAAGGACAUCGAGGAGGGGAAGUUGGUUGUUUGUUUCGGCUUCCAUCCUGAAUCGGAUAUUCGGGUCAACCGAGUUUAGUAAUUCUUUAAGGCGCUCCACGUCAUAUGAUUUGACAAUGGCGAAGGUGCCAUCGACGUAACGAGCCCAGAACUUUGGUUGAUACUUGGUGAACACCAAGUGUUCUAUCCGUUGAAGAACCACUUCAGGAAUCAGCCCUGAUAUGGGGGAGUCCAUGGGGGUGCCUUUGAUUUGUUCAUACAUUUGUCCACCAAAGGUGAGAUGUGUUUUUAGACGCUUUGACAAUGGAGAGCCGCCCCAGCUCUUCGAAACGUUAGCCAAACAAGUCUUUCGAUCUAGUGAGCAGUUCAUUUGCCUCAGACUGUACAGUAAUAUAAGUAAGUUAUGGUUGAGCAGCGACGGUUGAAACGACCAGUGAACAUAGCCAUGGGGGGUAGGCCACAGAUGUACCCUCAGGUAGCGGUGGUUCUCAAAUACUACGUACGACCUUCUUAACUGUGUCCUGACACCGAGCUCGUGUGGGGACGAAAGAGUACGAUGGGUGGAGUCUAAAUCUAUUACCUCUAAAAGCCCAAUCCACGCGCGAGUCACUGAACCUCCUUCACUUUGCUGUGAAGCACAUGGUUGACAUCGUCGGAAACGACGGUCGAACUAUCAAUUGUGGUGUAUGUGUGGACGAUGAGACUCCAUAAAGUUUUAUUGGUUCGCGUGCGUGGUGGUGGGGUUGCUUUCUCCAUGAUGUAUGCACUAAUGUUCUCUGCCAGAUCCUACAGAGCGAGGAUUUUCGCACACAACUACAUAAGUUUUACUUGCGCUAGUAUGACUGUACUCACUGUCCGAGUGAUUCAACUCUGUCGAGGCAGGAUGACUUCCCGGCCGCCCGGCAUGUGCGCCUACCAGUCACACUCCGCUUGCAUUCGAGUCACUUGGGGUUGUCAACCAUAAGGCACCGUGCGUACGAUUUGUGAAUUUUCACUUAUAGAACUUGUGUGAAUACAAUAUUCAGGGUCACCCCAGUAAGUUCGUACGCAUAAAACCCCGGUUUCAGCCACAAUAGGGGCCUUAUUUAAUUUUACUAAGGACCCGCAGGGGAAUACCUGACAAGUGUUCUGAUCAGGCGCCUUAACUGUGACUUUAUGGACUCCUGGAGCCCCUAUCCACUAGCACAGACUGAAUUCUGUAAUAAAAUCGGACAGGACGUUAGCUGAUUUUUGGAAAGAGCGGCUCUGUUCCGGCCUGACUUUCUCAUUUUGUCCACCCGGUUCAUACGAUGGCGGUAAUAGUGCCUGGUUUGCGUGAUUAGUCAUCACAUAGGCUGAGCACUGUGGCUGGAUUGUCGGAUGUACCGAUUGCCAGAUUAUUGUUGGUUGGGGUCGUCGCUUCUAUUGUUGCGCUCACCACAUGAACCCAACCAUGUCUUGAGUAGAUUUGGCAGGGAAAAGACGGCGUUCCUUGUGCCACCAUUACCCUUAUUUGCGAAUGUCUGUGAUGAUGGGUUCGAGCGAGAAUCCGAAACGUCAGGCCAAUAACUUUCUUGUUGCAGUGAUCGCAUCUUCUGGAAAACCUGGUAUGUUCAAACGGGGGUCGGCGCACCGGUCGACUAAAUUGGCAUCUCAAGCCUCCCUUAUCGUGGGUAGGUCCGUCUGGGAACAGCCUCGAGCUAGAAAGCUCACUUCGAAGGGUUUGAGGGUACGUCCAGUUUGUUCAGGAUGCCUUGCCAUGUGAGACUCAAUCUUUGUGUCGUUUCCAGUUUCCACCCCUCAACAGUCCCAUCAUGAGAAGUACGUGAUCAGCUUACACCUCGCAGCGUCGAAUUGUGAAGGUCUAUGCGUCACGCCCACCCUGGAAGACGGGUUGCCUGUUAGCCUAGCUGCUGGCUACCCUGCGCGUUCACAGGUGGCGGAUAGUGGGACGACCUUCAGUGAAGGUUAGCUGCGAAAUAAGCAGGCCCAGGACUGGGGCUUUAUUGCUGACAACCCGACCAAAUUCGUGCGCUGGCGUGAGCACGUUGAGCACCAUCUCAAUUUCGAUACCCAACCUACCUCGCCCUUCCUCUCCUCUUCAGCAGAGUUUUUUCCCUCUCUUAUCUAUGUAGUGUCAUGCGACCCCCCCCCCCCCUGAAGGAGAAGUCGCUAAUGCCAUACGAAAGUUGCGCAACAAUAAGGCGCCCGGAGAAGACGGUAUACCCGCUGAAAUCUUCAAGUCUUGUGUCGACACUCUGGCGCCCUGGCUCCAUGGGGUGAUUGAACGAGCGUGGAGAGACGAGGUUGUUCCUGAUGACUGGGGCUUAGGCAUUCUUGUACCUAUCCUCAAGAAGGGAGAUAAGACGAGAUGCGAGAAUUACCGCGGCAUAAGUCUCGUCGACGUUGCAACGAAGAUUUUCGCUAUUGUCCUACUCAGGCGAUUCCAGGCUGUGCAUGACUCAAGGACGAACCCAGCCAAGCCGGAUUUCGUGCUGGACGAGGAUGCGCAGAUCAGAUAUUUACAGUGA